This is a messenger RNA of Erythranthe guttata (spotted monkey flower), 2378 nucleotides long. RefSeq names its product asparaginyl-tRNA synthetase 2 (gene NS2). Gene Ontology annotation, cellular component: mitochondrion. Gene Ontology annotation, molecular function: ATP binding; asparagine-tRNA ligase activity. The record is from RefSeq and is a predicted model, not a curated record. Lineage: Eukaryota; Viridiplantae; Streptophyta; Magnoliopsida; Lamiales; Phrymaceae. Gene Ontology annotation, biological process: asparaginyl-tRNA aminoacylation.
UUUCUACAUUGACCCAUCAUUAUUUAGAUAUUCAAAAGAAAAGAUAAACAAAUUGAAUAAAACAUUAAUAAAAACGGUUAUAAAAGGAAUAUGAAAACUCCCGCGAAUUUCCAAGUUAAGAAGAAGACCAAAUUUCCCUCCAUCCCAAACAAUCCCUUCCCCUUCUCCCUCAAUCUUCUCAAUCCCAUCACCAUUAAUCCUUCCAACAAUCUUCCCAAGCAAAGCAUCAAUUUUCUCUUCCAAUUAUACAUAUAUAUAACCCUAAUCCCAAUCUUAAUCCUACCCACAAUCCCAUUAACUUCUCCAACUCAAACACAAUAUCUUGCUAAAAGAAAAAAAAAAUCAAUCUUUUUCCAAUUUUCUCAUCUCGAAAAAUGGCUUCGGAACAAGCCCCUCUUGAAUCCCCAUUACGCCUUUCAAAGUACUCGAAAAGGGUCAUCUUGAAAUCCAUCGUAAGUCGGUCGGAUGGCGGCUUAGGAUUGGUCGGGCAGAGAGUAGUGGUCGGAGGAUGGGUUAAGUCCUCUCGCGAGUUUAGAAAAGAGCCUUUGCCGACGGUGCAGCCAGCUCAUAAUAUUGGAGGGACUAGAGAUUUCACGUGUGUUGAAGUUCUUCAAAGUAAGCUCCCGUUUUUUCGAUCCAUCAUUAAAGUUUUUGGUGGGGAAACCCGUAAUUUACGCGACAAAUUGGACGCUAUUAUCCCUAAGCCGCCACCACAACCCUCGAUUUCGAUCUUGCAAGUUAGCGAUGGAUCUUGCGUUUCUAGUCUUCGGAUCUUGGUGGAUUCAUCGAUGGCUCAUCCGAGUCACGUAAUGCCGACCGGAAGUUGUAUAUUAGUCGAAGGAAUAUUGCAAAAACCAUCUCUAGAUAAUAAAGAAGUAAUCGAGCUCAAAACCGAAAAAGUUCUUCACAUCGGCACAGUCGAUCAAGAUAAAUACCCUUUAUCCAAGAAACGCUUGCCCCUCGAAUCACUGCGCGAUUCCACCCAUUUUCGACCACGCACAACAACGGUGGCAUCCGUGAUGAGAAUAAGAGAUGGGCUAACACAAGGAAUAUAUACAUUCUUUCAAGAAAACGGAUUCGUAUACGUGCAAGUGCCGAUAAUCACUAGCAUAAACAAUUGUGAGGGAUUAGGUAAUAAAAAUUUCCAAGUGACGACCCUUUUGUUAGAUGAUCAAGAAAAGGACGAGUACAAAACCGAAGGUGUAAAACUCGAAACUAUAAAGGCUUCCAUUAAAGAAAAAACGAAGAAAAUCGAAGAACUCGGAAGAACAGAGAGCAAUAAAGAAGCUCUUGCUGUUGCUAUUCAUGACCUAAAGAAAACAAAUGAGUUAGUUUCGCAGUUGGAAGCUAACGAACAAAGGCAAAAACAUGGGGGCAAAAUUGUCCAAAAAAGUGAUGAUUUCUUUUCUAGCAAGAUGUAUUUAACGGGCUCGGGAAGAAUGCAUUUGGAAAGCUACGCUUCUGCCCUUGGGAAUGUUUACUCUUUCGGGCCGAGGUUUCGUGCGGAGAGAUCCGAUUCGAGGAAAUUGUUGGCCGAGAUGUGGUCGGUUGAGAUCGAAAUGGCUUUCUCCGAAAUUGAGGAUUCUAUGGAGUGUGCAAUUGACUUCUUGAAGUUUAUUUGCAAAUGGAUAUUGGAAAAUUGCACCGAAGAUCUGAAAUUCGUCUCUAAACGUGUCGAUAAGCUUGUGGUGGAUCGACUUCAAUCGAUCGCAUUAGGACCAAUUGAAAAGAUUUCUUACACAGAAGCAGUUGAAGUUUUGAAGCAGGCGCCGGAGGGAAAAUUCGAGACGAAAGUCGAAUGGGGUGUUACUCUUAACGAAGAACAUGAAAGCUACUUAACAGAAGAAAUAUACAAGAAACUUGUCAUUAUAUACAACCAUCCGAAAGAAACGAAGCCGUUCUAUGUUCGUUCCAACGACGACGGAAAAACAGCUGCAGCUUUCGAUGUAAUUCUACCAAAGGUUGGAGCUCUGAUAAGAGGUAGCCAAAACGAAGAACGCUUUAAUAUGUUAAUCACAAGGAUGAAGGAGUUGGGUGUGAAGAAAGAGGAAUAUGAGUGGUACUUAGAUCUGAAAAAGCAUGGAGCUGUAAAAUGCAGUGGAUUCAGCUUUUUGUUUGAUCCAUUGGUUCUUUAUGCAACUGGUCUUAAUGAUGUUAGAGAUGCUGUUCCAUUUCCCAUAAGUUUUGGGAAAGCUAACAAUUAAGCUGUAUUAAAAAAGUUGUAAUAAAGUUUCUAUUACAUUACACACACACACACACAUUAUUUGUACUUAUGUAGAUAGCAAAUUGUGACAAUAAAUCCCAAUGGGAUAUCCUUGUAUAUACAGUGUGUGUGUGUGUGUACUGAUAUAUACAAUGAAAUGAAGAUUUGGUUAACA